Molecule: messenger RNA, 2291 nt
Organism: Cheilinus undulatus (humphead wrasse)
Lineage: Eukaryota; Metazoa; Chordata; Actinopteri; Labriformes; Labridae
Product: bucky ball-like
Exons: 7
Coding region: 170-1993 (607 amino acids)
Source: RefSeq, a predicted model, not a curated record
UAGUGGAGCGUCAUGUCGACCUGAGAGAGAAGCUCUGCUUCGACUUUGUUUGUUUAUCGAAGAAUUGACUGCAAAGGGUGAUCCUCAAUGAUAUUUUGAUGCAAUACGGUAGUUUUAAUCCCUUUGCGGUAUUUUAUUUCUGACUGGUUGAGAGAGCACUUCGACAAAAAUGGACGAUGGAAGCAAACAACCACACACUCUUGGAGGAGGACAGCAGAGAACCCACCAUCCCAGACCUUUUUUCUACGUCCAGCCACCAUCUCAACCUUACUACCUCUACCAGCAAUGGCAGAUGAACCAACCAUACAGUCAUUAUGGUUUGCCUGGAGGUUUUAACUUUAACCGUCCCUGCAUGUUCCCGUUCCAGUACAUGCAGUAUCCUGGGUACAUUUUCCCACAUGCUCCCAUUUAUCCGAUGGAUUACAGGCGCAUGUUUGAGCCUCGCUUCCACGCUCCUCCCACCUGGAAUGAUAUGCCUCGUCAGCCGCAUUACACGCAGCCUCAGGGGCGUCGAGAAAUGGCCUGUUCAGAGGCUCAAACCGACCCUAGUGACGCCAUUAGCAAACUCAUUGAGUGCCUGGAUAAAAUCCGAGCCAGUGAGCUUCAGGGCCCUGAGAGAGAGCUUGAUUCUGGUGUUGCCUCCCAGUCCUCGGGGAUCUUUUCUCCUGCAGAAGAAAAGAAAAGUGAAGAGCAGGGUCUUGUACUUCCUUCAAUGGCUGAUGUGAGCCAUUUGGAGUCUCCAGCUGUGACUUUUAGCGACUCAACGAUGGCGGUGUACGAUGGCGAGUCCAGCCAGAGAAGCUUAGAUGUCUUAAGUCCACAUGGAUGCUGGUCUGCAGGUCUUGAGGAGCCUCUUGACAGCUCUUCUGUUCAUGAGGAGAGUCCUGAGCUUGAGCAGGAUGCAGAAGUUGAGCAUUUUCUCCCUCUGGAGAAAGAAGAAGUCACGGAUGUCCAGACAGAUAUCUUGUUGACCAAUCUGAGUGCUCAGAAAUGUGAUGCAGACAAGGUCCAGAAGGUUAAAGUAGAUGCAAAUCUUUCUAAACCAUCAGUGCCAUCUCCUUCUGCUAAAAAAGAUACAAAAAGCAAUGACAAAUCUUUAAAAACAGACCACAAGAAAGCAGCUCCAAACUAUAAGAUCCUCAAACUCCCAUUUGAGAGCAUUCUGACCUCUGGAGAAGCUGCAGCUGGCCACCUUUCCUCUCCUGCUGCUCCCUACUGCUACAACUAUCUCUCCUUGCACAGCACCCAUGAGCGCAUGAGUGUCCUCAGUCCCUCUCUGGAUGAGCUCUCCUCCAGAGAUGAGAUGUUCUCCACAGACUUGGACGAUGCAGAUCUCUUCCCCAAACAUGUUUAUGCAGGCAGGAGGUUUGCAGAAGUCGUCACCGAGUCUCCACAGGCAGCUGAAGAUGUUGAAGAAGUUUGGCUGCAGAGUUCAAAGAGGUUUAUGUGUGCCUGCUGUGGAAAAAGUCUGGCAAAAGGAGCGAGUCGGAACAAAGCCCACAGUGCAAAGAUGUACAGAGAUGAAGCUGGAGACUCAGAGGAGGAAGGCGGGUAUGGGAGAGGGUGUGAGCAGCCAGUGAGAGUGGUUGUGAGGAAGCAUUCCAGGAAGACCCAUUCUGUCCCAGUUAGACAUGCCACAAACCCCUGGUACAAGAGAAGCCAGUACAAAGAUCCAGCAGGUGAAAUCAACCAGGAGGAAGGCCACGAUAUGUGCAAGCCGAAGGCAGAGGAUGGCCAGAUCGGUGUAAGUGAGAUGCAAUGCAGACCAUGCCAGGACAGGCUCUGCAGAGAAGAUCUCUGCAAGUCAGAGCAGGGCAGGAGGAGUGAUGCUGAUGCGAUUUCCAAGAGGAGACAAACAAACCUGCUGCAAAGACAAGAGAUGAGCGCUCAGAGGAAAGUGAUGUACCACAGAUCACGAGAUGAGGAGGACGAUGAGCCACCACCUUUACCCUGGGAGAGAGGCUCUACAGUGAGAGGAGAACCAAGAUGUUGAAGUACCAGGAUUGAUUUAUGAGUAAAGUGUUUUGAACUGUUCCCCUAAAGGUGUAUUUGUUCAGGGAUCAUGUGUUUGAAGAAUUUAGAGCACCAGGUGAAAUGCACCUCACAGAAAGCCUCUUUAUGUUAAAAUAAAAGUUAAAAAUACUGUAUGUAAAUAUGUACAAAGUUCUGCAGUGACUCUGCUGUGCACUAUUAAUGAAUUUCACAAACAGAAAAAAAGUGCUGUAAGGUUGUGUUGAAGACGAGGGUGAGCCACUGUGUGGGGUCAGUCCAAUAAAAUUGUCAUUAUUUAA